AGCAAGAACAUCGAUAAAAUGUCUUUCAACCUACAAGUUUUUGUCUUCUAUUCUCUUCCUAUAAUUUUUGCCUUACAUGUUUCGAAAUUAUAUUAUUUUUCUUCCAAAAAAUCCCAUAAAAACCUACCUCCAUCUCCUCCAAGGUUACCAUUAAUAGGAAACCUUCACCAAUUAGGCGUGGGCAUGCACCGUGUCCUUCAAUCCAUGGCUAAGACUUAUGGUCCACUCGUAUUGGUUCACUUUGGUAGUGUGCCGAUAAUUGUAGCCUCUUCCGUUGAUGCAGCUAGAGAGAUUAUGAAAACCCACGAUAUAACAUUUGCAAAUAGACCGUAUUUAAGCACCAUUCGUAAACUUACUUAUGAUGGCACAGAUAUAGCCUUUUCCAAAUAUGGAGAGCAGUGGAGGCAACUCAAAAGUAUUGCUGUACUCCAUGUUUUAAGUAACAAAAGGGUUGAGUCAUACCGAAAAGUGAGGGAGGAGGAGGUGGCGAGUAUGAUAAAAAAGAUUCAAGGAACCAAUGAAUCCGUUUUUAAUUUGAGUGAGUUAGUUGCUACCCUUACACAUAAUGUGAUCUCUAGGGCAGCUUUCGGAAAGAUAUAUGAAGGGAUGGAGCUUAAGCAUUUGCUAGACCGGACUUUAGAUGUGUUGGGACGUUUUUGUUUUGAGACCGUUUUUCCUUCAUUAGCAUGGAUGGAUAGAUUUACUGGAUUAGAACGAGAAAUUGAAAAACUUGCUAAAGAUAUUGAUGAGUUUUAUGAUAUUGUAAUUGACGAACAUGUAAACAAGAAAGAGGGUGAUGCUCAAGGCCAAGAUCUUGUUGAUAUUUUAUUAGAAAUUCAAAAAGAUAACUCGACAGGGUUUCAUCUUGAGAAAAAGAAUAUAAAAGCCCUCAGCUUGGACGUGUUUAAUGGUGGCACUGAUACCACAUCCACUAGCCUCGACUGGGCGAUUGGCGAGCUACUACGAAACCCACGUACAAUGAAAAAAUUGCAACAAGAGGCACACACAGUAGGACAAGGAAGAGAAAUGAUCACCGAAGACGACUUAGACAAUAUGCCCUAUCUAAAAGCCGUCCUCAAAGAAGCCCUACGAUUACACGUUCCAGCUCCAUUGCUUGUUCCCCGUGAAUCAACAAAAGACGUUAAACUACUCGGCUACGACAUCCCAUCAGGUUCGCAAGUGAUGAUUAACGCAUGGGCGAUAGCAAGAGAUCCUUUAAUAUGGGAAGAACCUGAAGAGUUUAGACCAGAGAGGUUCUUGAACACCGCUACUGAUUAUAAAGGUUUUCAUUUCGAGUUUAUACCAUUUGGUGCUGGAAGACGAAGGUGUCCUGGUAUUAGUUUUGCAAUGAUUAUUAACGAAAUUGUGUUGGCAAAUUUGGUGUAUAAGUUUGAAUUUUCAUUGCUGGGGAACGAGCCUAUAGACAUGACUGAGAGUGAUAGUUUUACCGUCCGUAGGAAGUUUCCUAUACUUGUCAAAGCAACUCCUAGGGAGUAGUAACUUGUUGGACCAACUCCUUGUGUGUGUAAUAAUUCCUUGUACUUUAUGUUAUAUGAAAGUGAGCUGAAACAAAUAAAUUAUCA
Molecule: messenger RNA, 1583 nt
Organism: Helianthus annuus (common sunflower)
Lineage: Eukaryota; Viridiplantae; Streptophyta; Magnoliopsida; Asterales; Asteraceae
Product: cytochrome P450 71A2
Exons: 2
Coding region: 19-1497 (492 amino acids)
Molecular function (GO): iron ion binding; heme binding; oxidoreductase activity, acting on paired donors, with incorporation or reduction of molecular oxygen
Source: RefSeq, a predicted model, not a curated record